Molecule: messenger RNA, 2472 nt
Organism: Macrobrachium nipponense
Lineage: Eukaryota; Metazoa; Arthropoda; Malacostraca; Decapoda; Palaemonidae
Exons: 3
Coding region: 1-2472 (823 amino acids)
Source: RefSeq, a predicted model, not a curated record
AUGAAGCUCUCUCUUCAAGAAAGAGAAGAAGCUAUCCGUGGGAAGCGGCUGUGCCUGAAGUGUUUAUCUCCUGGCCAUUAUGCAAGGGGUUGCUGGGCCAGGUGUUCAAAGUGUAAGGGUGGCCAUCACCAUGCUCUUAUAUGCCGUAGGUCCGAAGUGGUAAACCCCGUAGCAGCUAGUGAAAAAACCCCUGAAGGAGAAAAGGUGCAGGGGGAGAGUGAAUCUGUUACACAUGUGGGAGUAGCUCCUUGUGAGUCAAGGGCUAAGGCUAUUAAGAAGUGUUGUGUAUUACAAACAGCCAAGAUAAAGGUUGUAGGCUAUCAAGGUAUUAUUUCUGCCACUGUAAUGUUUGAUACAGGAUCGGAUCGAUCCUACAUUUCAAGAGACUUGGUAAAAAAGGUCAGGCCUAAGUGGUUGACCUCUGAGUAUUUAUCAUUUUCUGCCUUUGGUGGGGGUAAAGCCUCCAAGGCAGAUUUGUGUAGCAUUUAUGAGGUGAUGAGUUUGGGGGCAAAUAACCACAAAUAUAGCUUUAAGGUUGCUGAGAUUAAUGUAAUUUGUCCCCCUUUAUGUAGGACCAAGGUGGAUCCUAGGUGCUUAGAGCCUUUUCAACAUGUAAAUCUAGCAGAUGAGUAUGGAUCCAACCGAAAGAUACAGGUGGAUAUGUUGAUUGGGCUAGAUCUGUAUUGGAAACUGAUGAUUCCUAACAAGGUUAUAUGUCAUGAAGGGCUUGUAGCCCAAGAGUCUGUUUUUGGUUGGGUUUUGUCUGGAUCCUAUAAUAGGUCCGAAGAUAACUGUGGUGCAGGUGUGCAACUGUUAACAUUUUCUAAUUUUCAGGAGGAUAAUUUGACUGAAUUUUGGGAUUUAGAAUCUGUAGGCAUUCAAGCCCAGGAAACACGGUCUGGAGCUAUUAAGCCUGACCCUACCAUGGUGCAAUUUGAAAGGUUUGUAAGUUACAAGGAAGGCCGUUAUGAGGUGGCCCUUCCGUGGAAAUCAGGGUCUGUAAAGUUAGAGUUACUUAACAAUGAACACCACGCUUUGAGAAGAUUGGACAAUCUUAGUCGUAAGUUAGAUAGGGACCCUUGUCUGCAAGAACAAUAUUAUAAGGUGUUUGAAGAGUAUGAGAAAGAGGGCAUUAUAGAAGAGAUCCCACUCCAUCAGUUGGAGGGUGGGUACCCAGUGUUCUAUUUGCCACACAGACCUGUAGUGCGGGAGGCGAGUCUCUCCACAAAAAUCAGGCCUGUGUUUGAUGGGUCAGCUCGUGGCAGCAAUGGUAUAUCCCUUAAUGACUGUUUAGAAAGUGGUCCUUCCUUAAACCCUGAUUUAGUAGAGGUUUUACUGAGAUUCAGAAGGUGGAAGGUGGCCUUAACUGCUGAUAUUACAAAGGCUUUCCUUCAAAUACAGGUGAGAAGGGAGGACCGUGAUGUUCACAGGUUUUUGUUGAAGAAAAAUGACAUUGUAAAACAUUUUCGUUUUGUAAGAGUACCCUUUGGAAAUAAGAGUAGUCCCUUUUUGUUGAAUGCCACUUUGAAAUUUCAUUUAAAGAAAUACCCUCCCUCAGAGGUGGCUUCUGAAUUGCUUGAAAAUCUGUAUGUUGAUGAUUGGCUUUCUGGGGCUGAUAGCCCUGCUGAGGCCUGUGUAAGAUUUAAUGAAGCCUGUGAUAUGUUGAAGAAGGCUGAGUGUUCCUGGAGAGAUAUUCCUGCUAUUGAACUUCAUGCCUUUGGUGAUGCCUCGGAAAGGGGAUAUGGUGCUUGUGUGUAUGUGAGAGUGCCAGAAAGGGGUAAUUUCAAGGUAUCGCUGGUUGCUGCUAGAGGAGGUUUCAAUUCGAUGUUGGACGAUUCUACUGUUGCCCUAGCAUGGAUAAAGGGAGAACCAAAUAGAUGGAAAACUUUCAUUGCUAAUAGGGUCGUGGAAAUUCAAGCAUUGACCCCACCAUCUUGUUGGCAACAUUGUCCUGGCAAGGACAACCCUGCAGACCUGAUAUCGAGAGGUGUUUAUGCGGAGCAACUCACGCAGUCUGAGGUUUGGUUAGUGGGUCCUGCUUGGCUCCGCACCUCAUCUCACCCAUCUCAGGAAGGUAUGACAGAGGGAUUCCCCUUAGAAGAGCAAGGUGAAAUUGACACUGUUUGUGUUGCAGUUGAGUCAGAUCCGCCUUUGUUUGAGUUCUCCCGGUGGAGCUCCUUUCUGAAGGCGCUCAAUGUAGUAGGUUGGGUGUUAAGAUUUGUUGGUAACUGUAGAGCUUCAUCCCUUAAAGCUGGUGGCCCCUUGACUUAUGAAGAAUUGACAAAAGCAAAGGUAAAACUGCUUUACUAUGCUCAAAGAGAUGCCUUUGCUCGAGAAAUAAAUGCACUGGGUAAGUCUCAACCCCUCCCUAAGGGGUCACCCUUGGUCAAACUUGAUCCUUAUCUAGAUGAGGAAGGACUACUAAGAAUAAGUGGUCGCUUAGAGAAUGCAGAUUUGAUGAUUUUUGAGUAA